AUGCGCAGGAUCAGCCCAGACAUGGAGAUGGCGGGGUUUCACGGCCCCCACACAACGCAGCAGGUGUUCGAGCAGCCGCGGGCACAGCCAGUCCCGGGGCGACACGCCCCCCCAACAGUGCAGCAGGGGAUCGCGCAGCCACAAGCGCGGCAAGUUCGGAUGCAGAACCAGCAGCAGCAUGUGGAGACCGCUCGCGCGCAGGCCAUCGCCUGGGCCUCCAAGAAGCAGAUCGCCGAGGCGGGGUGGCAACGAGUGCGGCAGUGGCAUCGGCAUCGGCGACUGCAGCAUCCAGCGAAGGACGUGCAGCCGCAGUUGCCCCACAACCGGAGCGCCCCGCUGCCCAACGGCCGCGGCGGCCCCAGCCAGGAGCCCGGGAGCGGCGCGCGCGAGAGCGGCUGCGACGGCGGUGGCGCGUACGGCGCCCGAGGCCCCGCGGCCCCCGCGGCGCAGCAGGACCGAAACCGACAGGCGCAGAUGAACCACCGGAACAUGUCCAACCACGGCGUGGACGAAGGUGUCCCGGGCAACUACGCCGCCCAGAGGUGGGGUAGAAGAGAUGGAGACUCUGGGCACCAGCAUCCGCUGAUGCCGCAGCAGCAUCAACAGCACCAGCAGGGGACUGCAAUGGACCGGGCAACUGGGACGACCCUCCGAAGCAAGGGACGGGCCGCGGCAACUUCCAGGGCGACAGAGGAGACGGCCGCCUGCAGAGCUUCAGCUCCCAGGAGGGGCGCUGGCAGCCGCAGCAGGGGGCUCCCCAGGGCUGCGGCGCCCAGGGCGGAGGCGGCAUGGGGCUGA
Messenger RNA from Prorocentrum cordatum, 798 nucleotides. Lineage: Eukaryota; Dinophyceae; Prorocentrales; Prorocentraceae. The record is from the annotation of a GenBank genome assembly.